Messenger RNA from Linum trigynum, 483 nucleotides. Lineage: Eukaryota; Viridiplantae; Streptophyta; Magnoliopsida; Malpighiales; Linaceae. The record is from the annotation of a GenBank genome assembly.
AUGCAGAGGGAGAUACGGGAGACUCACAAUGUAAAAUUGUCCAAAAGGAAGUGUUAUAGGGCGCGGUUGUAUGCAAAGAGGCUAUUGGGAGGUUCUUUAAUUGAGGAGUAUAAGAAGUUGGGGCCUUAUGUUGCUGAGCUGAAGCGUGUUGAUCCAAGAGGCCGUUUUAUUUUGGAAGUGGACCCUUGUUCCAUUGCAAAUAGGGUCCUAUUCAAAAGGCUAUAUGUGAGCUUCUCAGUGCUCAGGAAAGGGUUUCUUGAGGGGUGUCGACCCAUAUUCUCUCUUGAUGGAGCGUUUCUGAAAGGCGAGGUUAAUGGGAUGAUUUUGUCGGUCGUUGCCAAGGAUGGGGACAAUCGUAUGUAUCCCAUCGCUUGGGCAGUUGUAGAAGGGGAGAACUUAGAUUCAUGGGGAUGGUUUAUUAGUGUGUUGCAAGAGGAGUUGGUGACUGGAGAUGGCAAAGGAUGGACUGUUGUGAGGGACUAG